Messenger RNA from Python bivittatus (Burmese python), 5086 nucleotides. RefSeq names its product histone deacetylase 6 (gene HDAC6). Gene Ontology annotation, molecular function: histone deacetylase activity; zinc ion binding. Gene Ontology annotation, biological process: epigenetic regulation of gene expression. Gene Ontology annotation, cellular component: histone deacetylase complex. The record is from RefSeq and is a predicted model, not a curated record. NCBI's taxonomy places the organism in Eukaryota, Metazoa, Chordata, Lepidosauria, Squamata, Pythonidae.
AGCGGCUCCGCCCAAUCGUUCGCGCCCGCCGGUUCCCCCACCGCGAACGGAAUGGUCUUGCCCAGUUUCUGCCGAGGGCGGUGAAUGGUUUCCCUCGCAGAGGGGGCGUGGCCCCGAGGUGACAGCAUCAGGCAGCGCCCUGGGAGAGACCGGCACUGGACGUGGGAAGCGCGUGCCCGGCGGUCCGUAGCGCCAGGAUUGGAGGAGGCAGUACCUCUUCCCCCAACAAUGGCUUCUGAUUUGGGAAAUGCCUCAGUGUUGGAUCCCUUAUCUGUGCCUGCUUUGAAGAUUCAGGCUCCAUUGAAAAAAGCUAACCGAAAGGGAGGGCUUCCAGAGGCCAAGCGGAAAGGACGGGCAAAAAGAUUGAACAAAGAUGCUGAGGAUCUGCUCUUGGGCCUGCAGCGACUGGAUCUCACUACAGAAUGUGCUGCUCCCACGGGAACUGGACUGAUUUGGGAUAAACGGAUGACAGAAUUUUGCUGCCCAUGGGAUAAAAGUUUCCCAGAAUGCCCAGAGCGGCUGGUGACCAUUCAGGACAAACUACUUCAAUAUGAACUGUUGGAGCGUUGUGUCCCAAUAAUGGGCCGAGAAGUUUCUGAGGAGGAGAUCCUCUUGGCUCACAGUCAGGAGUACUUGACACUCAUGAAAUCGACCGAAACAAUGAGUGAGACUGAGUUAAGGUCUCUGGCAGAUACCUUUGAUUCUGUUUACCUGCAUCCAAAUUUCUACCGCUGUGCCUGCCUUGCUGCUGGUUCUGUCUUGCAACUUGUGGAGAAAGUGUGGUCUGGGGAACUCCGUAAUGGCCUGGCUGUGGUCAGGCCCCCUGGACACCAUGCUCACCGCUACAAGAUGGAUGGCUACUGCAUGUUCAACAACAUAGGCAUUGCAGCACAAUAUGCCCGACAGAAAUUGGGGGUGGAGCGGGUGCUUAUUGUUGACUGGGAUGUGCAUCAUGGGCAAGGCCUUCAGUACCUCUUUGAGGAGAAUCCCAGCAUCCUUUAUUUCUCCAUCCAUCGCUAUGAAGGAGGAAAUUUCUGGCCCCAUCUUCCAGAAUCUGACAGUCAUGCAGUGGGCAGAGGUCGGGGAGAGGGCUACAACAUCAAUGUGCCCUGGAACCAGACAGGAAUGAGGGAUGCUGACUACCUCUCUGCCUUUUUACAUGUCCUACUGCCUGUGGCCUUAGAGUUCCAACCCCAGAUGAUCCUGGUUGCUGCUGGUUUUGAUGCUGUAAUUGGUGAUGUUAAGGGGGAGAUGGCUGCCACCCCAGCAUGCUUUGCUCAGCUGACACAUCUGUUAAUGUCGCUGUCUGGAGGCAAGCUGGUUUUGUCUCUGGAGGGUGGGUAUAAUCUCCAGACCUUGGCAGAGGGAACCUGCAUGGUCCUUAAGACUCUCCUAGGAGAUCCCUGUCCACUGAUGGAAUCACCUUUCCUCCCAUGUAGCAGUGCCCUCAGCUCAGUGUCUCAGACCAUUGCAGUUCAUAGCAAGUAUUGGAAGAACCUACGGAGGAUCAGUGCUGAUGUGCCCCAGGAGAAUGGCAAGGUUAGUGUAGCUUGGCCACCAGCCAGCCAUCUGUCUGUAGCUGAUGCCCUCUCCAGGUCAGCAGCUGAACUGAUGCAGCCCCGGCCCCCUUCUUGCACAGGGCUAGUCUAUGAUGAGAAGAUGAUGGAGCAUUACAAUAUGUGGGACAGCCAACAUCCAGAGCUGCCUCAGAGAGUCUCCAGGAUCUUCCAGCGCCAUGGGGAGCUGCAUCUGACAGAGCGGUGCUGCCGGCUCCCAGCCCGCCUUGCCUCUGAAGAGGAGCUACAAAUGUGCCACAGCCUGGCUUAUGUGGAGACAGUGAAGUCCACAGCCACCAUGAAGCCCCGUGACCUGCAUCGCCAGGGCGACCAGUACAAUUCUGUCUAUAUCUGUGCCAGCUCCUAUGAGUGUGCCCGGCUGGCAGCCGGGUCUGCAUUCAGUGCAGUAGAGGCUGUACUUUCUGGGAAGACUCAAAAUGCUGUGGCCAUUGUCCGCCCUCCUGGACACCAUGCUGAAUCAGAUACUGCCUGUGGCUUCUGCUUCUUCAAUUCUGUGGCUUUGGCAGCACGAUAUGCCCAGCGCUUUGCUGGCCGGAGCAUGAGGGUGUUGAUACUAGACUGGGAUGUUCACCAUGGCAAUGGGACGCAGCACAUGUUUGAAGAUGAUCCCAGUGUUCUGUAUAUCUCCCUCCAUCGCUAUGACAAUGGCACUUUCUUCCCCACUUCUGAGGAUGCAGACUAUGACCGGGUGGGUGUGGGGCCUGGUGAAGGCUUCACCCUUAAUGUGCCUUGGAACUGUUCCCGCAUGGGAGACUCUGAGUAUCUGGCUGCCUUCCAUCAGAUUGUCAUGCCUGUUAGCUAUGAGUUCAAUCCAGAGCUGGUCCUGGUGUCGGCUGGUUUUGAUGCUGCCCGAGGGGACCCGUUGGGAGGGUGUCUCGUGACCCCAGAAUGCUAUGCCCAUAUGACCCACUUCCUCUUGGGCUUGGCAGGAGGGAAGGUAGCCGUUGUCCUAGAGGGUGGCUAUAACCUAGAAUCUAUCUCAGAGUCCAUGACCAUGUGUACCCGCAGCCUCCUGGGGGAUCCUCCACCUCCACUGGGACGCCUAAAGCCCCCCCACCUGAGCGCCCUGCAGUCCUUGGCCCGUGUUGCUGCUGUGCACCGCAAAUAUUGGAUGAGCCUCCGACUAGAAGUACCUGCUACUCUGUGGGAGAAGCCCAGGACCCGGGCUGGGAAGGAAACUCCCAUUCCAAAUGAGGUUCCUGAACAAGCCCCUCAAGAGUUGCUCCAAAGCCCUGUAGCUCAACCUGUGGAAGCUAUAGAAGAUGCUAUGGCGGGCUUGGGCUCCCUCCAGCUAGAAGACAAUCUCAUGGAAGAGGGCGAAACAGCUUCGAGUUCUCUCUCUCCUGACUCUAGUCCAGUGGGUGAGGAAGGUCAGCCAAAAGUUGGUGGCUCCCCUAAAGAAGUGGAUUCAGCAGAGGGUGCACCAAGAGAAGGCAUGCCGGCGGAGGGCUUCUCUGGUGAAGUGACAGCUCCUGACAAAGAGGCAGAAGUGAGCUUGCAACUUCACCCCCCUGUCCUGCUGGAUGAAGCAACAGGGGGCGCUCCUUCCUUUGAUGAGCAGCUUGGGGAAGAUAUGGCUGACAGUGGGCUGUUUUAUGCGGUGACUCCCUUAACCUGGUGCCCCCACCUCAGCUCGGUGCUGCCUGUGCCUCCUGUGGGCUUGGACGUGCUGGAGCCUUGUGCAGAAUGUGGCAGCAAGAUGGAGAACUGGGUUUGUCUGGUGUGCUAUAAGGUCUGUUGUGGCCGCUACAUUAAUCAACAUAUGCUGGAUCACAAUAAGGAAUCUGGGCACCCGCUGGUGCUUAGCUUUGCAGAUCUCUCUGCCUGGUGCUAUGGCUGCCAAGCCUACAUCCAUCACCCAGUCCUUCUUGAAGCCAAGUGCCAGGCCCACAAGCUGAAGUUUGGAGUGGACAUGCACCUGCCUUCCUAAGGUGACUUUGUUCAGAGGGAAGUCCUAAGACUGAAUGCAGCACAAUCAACCAUCAUUUGACCUCACUGAAGUGAAUCCGAGGCUUAAAGGGCUCUUGUGCCAAAAAUAGCCAGCAAUCAUCAAUUGCAAUGCCACCAGCAGCCACCAAUCAAGCACCAGCACCCUCACUGCUUCCGCUAGAACAAAGAACGUCCUUCUGGUCCAUUCCAUGAAGGGGAAGAAUCACAUGUUAGUGCGUUAAGGAUAUCUUUGCUUCCGAUCAGAAGUACUUCACUUUCUUCCAUGCUGAAGAAACUCCAGUGCCAAUUUUCUUUUUACUAAAGGGGCAAGGGGCUCACUUUUCGAGUGUCUGAUUGUGCAAGACUGCAUUUCCCUUCAUAUUACUGUAUAUUCCUCUAAAUCAUCUCUCCUCCAUGUUAUAGUGAUUUUUUUGCUCAGUUGGAAAAAGCCUAUGUUGAUUUUAAAGUAAUGUGCAGGGCAUUGGAGUGAAUGAGAGAAAGGGUGUUUCCCUUGAGAUUAGAGUAGGAUGUGACAAGCGGUCAGUCCAGACGUUGGUCUAGCCUUGUUAAGAAUCUACAUUAUAAUUUUAAGACUGAGUUCACAUUUUGGACUUCAAACCGUGUAUAUGCAUGUAUAGGUAAAAGCAAGAAAGGGAAACAGCAGUUUCCACAUGAAGCAAGUUGACCUGAGCCAUGACAGCAAAACCACUGUUUAUGUUGAAUCAUGACGCUCCUAGAAAGUUGUUAUUUGAAUUACCAUGGCAAGCACUGUGUUUAUGCGCACGUUGUUUUCUGCAGAUAAAAAUGAGAAUGAGCCUGCUGCAAAAGGGAAUGUGAGAAUUGGGCCUUGAUUGCUGUAUUGGAAAUAAGUUGGUGCAGUUGGCUUGUUAAGCAAGGAGCAGGAUGGCCUUCCCUAGGGGUGAGUUUCUGUCCUUGGCAAAUGACUGGGGAAGCAUGCAUUGGACUCCCUGGCCACUUCCAAAGUUGCAAGGUGGCAGAGCUAGGGGGUGGAGUGGUUUAGGUCUGCAGUAUGAAAGCCUUAAAGCUUCUCUUCUAUCAAGCUAAAAAGUGGUCAGGAGGAAAAGCUUUAAACUGGUAAAAUAAGACGGCACACCCAGCCUUUAAAUAAGGGUGGCCAAUGUGGUGCUGUUUAGUUUAUAGCUCCCGUCAUCCUUAGCUAAUUAAGUUAGCUAGGAUUGAUGGCAUGUCCAAAACAUCAAGACAGGACCAAUUUGCUUCAUGCUCUGAAAGCUGAUGGAGGAAAAGGAUACGUGUUGAAAAGAGUUAAUGGGGGAGGGUGGCAAGAAGAAAAGAUGGCUGGGAAGGGCUCACUGUGUGUGUGAAAGAAGCUCAUCAUCUUCCACUUGAGGGUGCAUCAUUUUCCAGGGCCGGCCCUGGUGGAUUUGUGGGGAGGGGGAUGUAUGGCUAUUAUAAGGUUGAUCUGAAGAUGGAGAGAGGGUUGAUACUGAAACUUGAGAAUUUAGUUGGAUUGUAGCCUCCACUGAAAAAAAAAUGUUUGCGUAUGUUUCUCUGCCUGAUUUGUAAUCUUUGUAAUUCAAAUAAAGUGCUCCUGCUUGGAA